AUGAGAAGCCUGUGUGCUGAGGCCGGUCCCAAUCCGGGCAACUGGACCAACCUCCACUAUCUCCGCAAUCUGGAGAGCUGUGAUCAAACUGUUCUCUUUGGAUUGAAUGUCCACAACUCUGUGGCCGAUCCAAACUCGAUCCUCACCAUUCGCGCCUGCGUGGCCAGUCAAGGUCAGACGUACGAGGCUGCCCCUUCCCCCGAUGCGCCUCAGCAGGAAAGCCCACGCAACCUCGUUGUUGCUGAAAACUGCGGCGCCAAGGCUGUUAAAUCCACUUUCACUACCCACGCUGGCCCUUCAACGCUUAGCAAGGCAUCUGGCACCGCUCCAGAGGCUGCUCAUGUGGCCGAGGCUGCCGACCAACUUGCCCGGUUUGUUGGCACGAGCGCCGCGUGUGGCACCACCAUCUUGUUUGCAAAGUACAAAUCUGCGGUCGUGGGCUUGUAUUCCGGUGCACAAAUCACCAAGCAUGCCGCACGAGACUUUGUGGAUUCGUUUGCGGAAAAGCAAACCUCUGCCCUGCAGAUUUGCCAGCCUUCCGGUGCCGCCGUAACUUUAGGGGUAGUUUCUGCUGGCUUUGUUGAUAUGGCAGCAGCCCAGGAUGCCAUAAAAAGCUGGAACGAUGCUCUCUGUCUUAACGGGUCAACGACCGCUACCACCACAGUCAGCAUCGACGUGCUCGUGUCCACUAUGGAUAACAGCUUCAAUGCUUCUACUAUCUCCUAUGGCAACGUUACCGCCAGAGGAGGACCAGGACUACUUUUCUCCAGAGCAGAGUGCAAAACACAAGAGGUCAAAGCAGGUGACAGCUGCCCCUCGUUAGCCAGCCGUUGUGGCAUCUCUGGAGCUGACCUGGCUAAAUACAAUCCGCGAAAGGACUUGUGCUCGACCCUGAUGCCCAAACAGCACGUUUGCUGCACCGCAGGCACUAUGCCAUACUUUGGCCCUAAGCCACAACCCGACGGCACCUGCAACACAUAUAAAAUCAACGAUAACGAUCUAUGCUACAACCUGGCAAGCACACACUACCUGAAACCGGAGGACAUUGAAAACUUCAACAAACACACAUGGGGCUGGACUGGCUGUGGGAACCUGCAGGGUGGCCAACUCAUCUGUCUCAGCACGGGGACGCCCCCUAUGCCCGCAUCAAGGCCGGGAGCCAAAUGCGGUCCACAGGUACCAGGCACCAAGAAGCCUACCAAUGACACCGCACUGGCUGAUCUCAACCCGUGUCCUCUCAAUGCAUGCUGCGAUGUCUGGGGAUUUUGCGGAACAACGGUUGAGUUUUGUACCAAGACACCCGCGGACACUGGCGCUCCUGGUACCGCGAAGCCGAAAACCAAUGGCUGUAUUUCCAACUGUGGGGUAAAUAUUGUCAACAAUGACAAGGCACCCGAUCAUUUGAUGACUAUCGGCUAUUUCGAGGCGUUUGGCCAGCUGAGGGGGUGUCUGCGAAUGAGUGCCAGCGAGCUCCCGGCCGACAAGUACUCGCAUGUCCACUUUGCCUUUGCCACGGUCACAUCUGACUUCAAUGUAGACAUCUCAAAUGUCGAGGAUGAGUUUAAGCUAUUCAUGAAGACGAGUGGCUUUAAAAAGAUUCUCUCCUUUGGAGGAUGGGCAUUUUCCACAGAUCCGGACACAUUCCAGCGCUUCAGAGAUGCCACCAAGAAAGAAAAUCGCGACACAUUUGUCAAUGGCUUGGUGACCUUCAUGAGCCGCGAAAACUUGGACGGCUUUGAUUUUGACUGGGAAUAUCCUGGCGCACCUGAUAUUCCGAAUAUCACCCCCGGAAGCUCUGACGAAGGAAACAAUUAUCUUGAUUUCCUGCAGCUGCUCCGAAGCAAGCUGCCUAGCGAAAAAUCUAUUUCCAUUGCGCUGCCGGCUUCUUACUGGUACUUGAAGCAAUAUCCUGUCAAGCAUAUGGCAACGUAUGUGGAUUACUUUAUCUACAUGACAUACGACUUGCACGGCCAAUGGGAUGUCGACAACAAAUCGGCCAUGCCCGGCUGCGAAGGCGGAAACUGUCUUCGAUCACACAUCAACAAGACGGAGACACACGAUGCCAUGGCCAUGAUCACCAAAGCCGGAGUGGAAGCUCGAAAGGUAGUCAUUGGCAUUAGUAGUUACGGCCGCAGUUUCCGCAUGAAUGACGCGUCCUGCUCCGGUCCCCUUUGCACCUUUGCCGGAGAUAGAAAUCACUCCAUGGCUUAUGCCGCACCCUGUACGCUAACUGGCGGUUAUAUCUCCAACGCCGAGCUCAACGACAUUAUCAAGGACCACGGAAACUACUCUAUAGUAAAGUCGUCCAUUGACAAGGAUUCUAACUCAAAUAUUCUCAUGUACGGUAAUUCCGGGGCAGUGGAUUGGGUGGCCUACAUGGACGGCGAUCUCAAGGCCAGCCGAAUUGACUGGAUCAAGGGUCUCAACUUUGGCGGUUCGAGCGACUGGGCCAUUGACCUCCAACACCCCUCGGACAAAGAAGAUAGAGAUGACAGCGACUAUGUCGAGCAGGAUGACGAUGAAUCCGGCGAAGACGACCUUACCUGUCCCCCCGGCGAGAACCCAGGGACCUUGGAUGGUCUCGCCGACAAAACUGAUUCAUUAUACGCAGGUUGUGCUCGCCUCUAUGCCAUGGACAUUCUAUACAAUCAACUCGUCGACAGUCUGUCUCUCUUCCAAACCAACUCGGAAGGCUACGACGACAAGUUCAGCUGGUACGAGAAGUGGACUAAGGAGCAGAUCCAGCCGCGCAUCGAUGAGUUCAUGAACUUGGGUGACGGGAAAGGUCUCAAGUACUUUGACUGCUACUGGGCUUAUGCCAACCGUGACGAAACAAAGGAUUCCUGUCUCGGCAUGCCGCACAUCUGGGAGAUGAGCCAGGGAUGGAGCAUCCGCUUCGAUCUCCUCGACAAGCAGGGUUUCUUCGACGCACUCACGGCCGAGACAGGCAUUGACGAGUCGUGGGUGACGUUUGGUGAUGAAGUUUCGAAUUACGUAUGUGCAGAUCCUGGCGACGUACGACCAGGCCUCGGUGGUAAUAGGCCAUGCGCGAAGCUCUACACCAAGAAGCUGAAUUACCCUCAGAAGGCCUCGGACGAUGAUAUCAGUGUCGGAAAUCCAAAGAAGCUCAUCGAGGCAUCCAUGGACAACGUCACCGCUCUGAGAACCUCGUUGUUCUCGUCGUAUCUCAGCGUGGGCUUGUCCUUCUACGACGACGGACCAAACGAUACCUCUGCUACCGACGCAGUAGUCGCCUACUCCAUGCCAGUACUGCAACUUACCGAAGCCAUUAACAGCAUGAGUCAGAUUAAAGAAAUCGGCGAAAAGGCCAAGGAAGAAGCAAAGAAAAGCCUGGUUUUAGAGAUCCUCAGCAUCAUCUUCAUGGUCAUUCCCUUUGUCGGAGAGGCCCUCGGACCCCUGGUCGGAAGUGUAACAUCAGUCGCUCGCAUCGGACUUCUCAUCGGCGAAGCUGGCAACGGGGCGCUGACCGUGGCCGAAGUCAUCGAGGAUCCGACAUCUGCGCCCUUUGCGAUGAUGGGUUUGAUUGCGGGCGCCGGUAUUGGGGGAGGAGGUAAGUUAUCCAAGGCGGAUGCGCUGGCAGACGCUUCCAAGGUAAGGAGUGCAUUAAAGGGUAGUGAUUUAGCCAAGUUUCCACAGGGGUUCAGGGACCAAGAUGCGUUGGUGCAAAAGGUCAUAAAGAGCUUGUGCUCAAAAAAGUAG
Talaromyces rugulosus is the source of this 3720-nucleotide messenger RNA. RefSeq lists its product as uncharacterized. The transcript has 3 exons. Gene Ontology annotation, biological process: carbohydrate metabolic process. The coding region runs from base 1 to 3720 and encodes 1239 amino acids. Lineage: Eukaryota; Fungi; Ascomycota; Eurotiomycetes; Eurotiales; Trichocomaceae. The record is from RefSeq and is a predicted model, not a curated record. Gene Ontology annotation, molecular function: chitin binding; hydrolase activity, hydrolyzing O-glycosyl compounds.